Messenger RNA from Dama dama (fallow deer), 2658 nucleotides. RefSeq names its product vasoactive intestinal peptide receptor 1 (gene VIPR1). Gene Ontology annotation, molecular function: G protein-coupled peptide receptor activity; peptide hormone binding; vasoactive intestinal polypeptide receptor activity. Gene Ontology annotation, cellular component: plasma membrane. Gene Ontology annotation, biological process: adenylate cyclase-modulating G protein-coupled receptor signaling pathway; cell surface receptor signaling pathway. The transcript is spliced from 13 exons. NCBI's taxonomy places the organism in Eukaryota, Metazoa, Chordata, Mammalia, Artiodactyla, Cervidae. The record is from RefSeq and is a predicted model, not a curated record. Bases 49 to 1428 code for a protein of 459 amino acids.
CUGCCAGUUACCGGCGCGGGGCCGCCCGCCGCCGGCUCGGGGCGGACCAUGCGCCCGACAAGCCCGCCGCCCGCCCGCUGGUUCUGCGUGCUGACCGGCGCCCUCGUCUGCGUCUUCGGCCCCGCAGGCUGCUGGGCGGCAGGGCUACAGCAGGAAGAGUGUGACUAUCUGCGGAUGAUCGCGGUACAGCAUGAGCAGUGCCUGGAGGAGGCGCAGCUGGAGAAUGAAACAGCAGGCUGCGGCAAGAUGUGGGACAACCUCACCUGCUGGCCAGCCACCCCUAGGGGCCAGGUGGUUGUCUUGGCCUGUCCCCUCAUCUUUAAGCUCUUCUCCCCCAUUCAAGGCCGCAACGUGAGCCGCAGCUGCACCGAAGCGGGCUGGACGCCCCUGGAGCCUGGCCCCUACCCCGUUGCCUGUGGCUUGGAUGACAAUUCAUCGAGUUUGGAUGAGCAGCAGCAGACAGUGUUCUACAGUUCUGUGAAGACCGGCUACACCAUCGGCUACAGCCUGUCCCUCGCCACCCUCCUGGUCGCCACGGCCAUCCUGAGCCUGUUCAGGAAGCUCCACUGCACACGGAACUACAUCCAUAUGCACCUCUUCAUAUCCUUCAUCCUGAGGGCCGCCGCCGUCUUCAUCAAAGACUUGGCCCUCUUCAACAGUGGGGAGACGGACCAUUGCUCCAAGGGCUCGGUGGGCUGCAAGGCAGCCGUGGUCUUAUUCCAGUACUGUGUCAUGGCCAACUUCUUCUGGCUGCUGGUGGAGGGCCUCUACCUGCACACCCUGCUCGCCGUCUCCUUCUUCUCUGAGCGGAAGUACUUCUGGGGGUACAUAUUCAUCGGCUGGGGGGUGCCCAGCACAUUCACCCUGGUGUGGACCAUCAUCAGGAUCCAUUUUGAGGAUUAUGGAUGCUGGGACACAAUCAACUCCUCACUGUGGUGGAUCAUAAAGGCCCCCAUCCUCGCCUCCAUCUUGGUGAAUUUCAUCCUGUUCAUUCGCAUCAUUGGAAUCCUGGUUCAGAAACUGCGGCCCCCAGAUGUCGGGAAGAGUGACAGCAGCCCGUACUCGAGAUUGGCCAAGUCCACCCUUCUGCUGAUCCCCCUGUUUGGCGUGCACUACAUCAUGUUCGCCUUCUUCCCCGACAACUUUAAGGCUGAAGUGAAAAUGGUGUUUGAGCUCGUCGUGGGGUCUUUCCAGGGUUUCGUGGUGGCCAUCCUCUACUGCUUCCUGAAUGGUGAGGUGCAGGCAGAGCUGCGGCGGAAGUGGCGGCGCUGGCACCUGCAGGGCGUCUUGGGUUGGGACCCCAAAUACCAGCACCCAUCCGCAGGCAGCAACGGGGCCACGUGCAGCACGCAGGUCUCCAUGCUAACCCGCGUCAGCCCUGGUGCAGGCCGCUCCUCCAGCUUCCAGGCCGAAGUCUCCCUGGUCUGACCGCCAGGUGCCCAGGCGGCUGGGCGGCACCUCUCGCCAGCACUGCCCGCCACCCGGCGCUGCUCCGGGGGCAGAGACCUCUCGGGCGAGGUCAGCCCCAGCCCUGAGCUCAGGAGGCUUCCCCGGGCCCCCAGAUCACUGUCCGGCAGCCCCUGGAGAACGCUGCCUUUGCGCCUGCCUGGACAGACGAGGGUACAUAGUUGGAGGAACACUGGAAGCUCCUACCUGGAAGAAGUGGGGUGAAGCUAUCUUCAGACUCCGCCCCCAAAGACUUCCUCCGCCAAUUGAGGGCAAGAAAUCUGCAUACUCUCGCCUGAUUCCACCCCGGGUAGCUCACGUGACCCACCCGACCCAUCGGAGAAAGGCCACCGCCUAUCCCCAGACAGUGCAUUUGGGAAUGUGCUGUUAUCUCAGGCGACAAGGCUACUGCCCUGAAAGGUCACCUGCCACCACCACCUGGACAGUGCCUGAAGUUCCACCGUUGACAUCAGGUUCUUUUGGGUUAAGCAUAACCAUUCAGGCAUCUCUCCAAACAUGCAGUCCCCUCCCUUAGUGCCUCCUCAUAGCUGCCAGCUCUUCGCAGUGAAUGAGUUUUUCUGCCUCCAGCAGGUGCGGUUGUAAACAAGGAGUUUUUAGUUUGGGGAGGGCAGCUAUCUCCAUAGUCCCCGCUAGGGUGGAGCUGCCCCGGGAUGGCUGGACCAAUUCCAAGAGAUUACCUCCAGCCCUACCGAUCCUCACCAGCUCUGGGAGCUGCCCACCUAUGUGCCAACUAUUAGCACCAGGCUCAGAGAUGAUGGACGCUCACAGGCCCCUUCAUCCUCACAGCAACCCUGCAAGGUGGGCACUAUCACAGUGAGCCUCACCCAGAGCAGGUACCUCACCUUGUCACACAGACAGGAUUUGAACUCAGAUCUUGCUGAUGGGAAAGUGAAAGCACAGACUCUUAACUGCUGCCUUUUAUAUAUGGUAACCAGCUGAAUCCUCUUGCUUAUUUGUAUCACCACUGGUAUUGUUAUUAGCACCAUCCCCGAACCCCAUUCCCAUUCUCCCCGGAGUGUGGCUGAGGAGUCCUCUGGCCCGUGUAUCCUCUGGACAAGAGCCUGGGGGUUGUCACAGCCUGUAUCUUCCCUGCACCCCUGUGGCCACACGGCUUGCUAUCCACGCCCCAGCCAGAAGAUCCCCUUGGGACUGCAAACAGGCUAGUGCAACAAUAAAGACUGGGUUGGAUUA